Pisolithus orientalis is the source of this 1163-nucleotide messenger RNA. RefSeq lists its product as uncharacterized. The transcript has 3 exons. Gene Ontology annotation, molecular function: protein binding. NCBI's taxonomy places the organism in Eukaryota, Fungi, Basidiomycota, Agaricomycetes, Boletales, Pisolithaceae. The record is from RefSeq and is a predicted model, not a curated record. The coding region runs from base 195 to 1157 and encodes 320 amino acids.
UGAAGCACGUUGUGCAACGUGAUGCCAGGAUAAUCAAAAGAUUGGGGGAUGGGGAUGCCUGUGACUUGUUGCCAAUCUACGUCGACCUCGUGCAGUACACGCAGGCGGCCUAACUGGCCUACAAAAGGCCGAGCACCGAUGGAAGUACAGUUGAAGCGCAAAACUUCCGUACAUUUCAGCCGCUUCCAUCAUCCAUGUCCGCUUCUACCGAGCCUUCCUGCGCGCCGCCACCCUUUGACCAUGUGAAGGCGGACGUCAUUUUACGGUCAUCUGACGACGUUGACUUCCGCGUAUUCAAGCUGUUCCUCUCUCUCGCAUCGCCAUUCUUUGAAACCCUCUUUGAUCUUCCCCAGCCGUCAGAUGAGAUGAGCACGGAUGUGGAGUUCAAGGACGGACUACCAGUCGUUCCUGUCUCAGAAGAUAGUAAGACGCUGGAUCCACUCCUCCGCUUCUGCUACCCCUGCACCCUGUCAGAGGAUCCUGUCCUCGACGAUUUCAGAGACGUCGUUAACGUACUCGAGGCGGCCAAGAAGUAUUCCCUCGAUGGAAUCGAGAGGACAGUAUGCAAAUCUCUGUUCAACCCGAAGAUACUGGAGACAAACCCGUUGCGCUGCUUCGCGAUCGCAUGCCGCGCUCGCAUGCAAAACGAGUGCGCUCUUGCCGCUAAAUACGCCCUUCGGGAGCCUUUGGUUCCGAUGUGGUUCGAAGAGAUCGAAUUAAUUACCGCCAGCGAGCUGCUUUUGUUAUUGACGUAUCAUAAAAAAUGUGGCGACGCCAUUCAGACGUUGAAGGGGGACUACUCUUGGAUCACAGCCGAAUAUCGCCAAUGGAAUGCUACCCCGUGGUUGUUUGGAUUGACUUCUGGCGGUAGCUACUGUGGAUGUACGAGGUCGACGUCAGGAAGAUUCAUACUAAAUGGACAGGCGAGUGUUCAGUGGUGGGAAACCUUUAUGGACUCCACUUUUGUGGAUUUGCGCGACAAGCUUUGCGCGGAAACCGUUCGACAAAACGUCGAAAAGGCAAUACAGACGGCUCGGCAACGCAAUUGUGGUUACUGUUCUCCUGCAGUUUCUGGAGGCAUGCGAGAAUUCGGGAACCUCUUUAUCAACAAGGUCGAAGAGUUAAUCUCACAGGUUGAACUGGAGUUGAGGCUCUGAAAGUGG